CUCACUCUAAUUCUAAUCUGUGGAAAGUUUCACUCAGGAAGGGCAUCGUAUUUUCCAGCUUUGCUUGAGUACUUUCAAGGGGGAAUGUGUCGUCUGCUCAGUCAGGCGUGACGUAACGGCGCACGCGCAACUUGCACGCGGGAUGAUGAAACAAAGUUAUAGGUGAGCAAUCAAUGAGACAGCCCCAUUUCUCCAGCAGCAGGUCCGCCGUGUCACGUUUAGCCACGGUGACAUCACCGUCACUGGGUAGUAUAUAAGACGGACUGGGUCGCCGCUUCCACCAUAUCCUCUCUGUCCACUCUGCAAUUAACUCACAGCUCAUUAAUACUGCCAGGACUCGUCUGCCUCACACACUUCAAGUGAAUCGGACUGAUUGCGGACCUUCUGCCUGCUGUUAACAAGGAUUUUAAAACAAACUUUUGACAGUUUCAAGAAGAGACAAUGUCUGGGUUUACUUUGAGCGCAUUUGUAAACUUUGCUGUGUAUGUUGUCGUCUGCUGCGUUCUGCACGUGGAAGGUCGACACGUCAAAAGAGCAUGCAAGAAUUCCGAGAUUGACAUCAUGUCCUCAACUGGAGCAAAGAUCGAACCGUGGACUUUGAGCCGGAUACAAUUGCCUCGUCUGUCAAAAACCUUCAGCAGUGACGGGCACAAACUAACUUUCGAGUUCAAGACAACAUCCCAGUCGGGGCUGUUGUUCUAUGGCACCAUGAGGAAUCGGAGAGCGUCCAAGCUCAUCGUGCUGCAGCUGGUCCGGGGCAAACUGUUCUACACCACCAGGUGCCCGUCAGCUGACUCCGGACUGCUCCUCCCCACACCCUACAGGUUGGACGACGGCAAGUGGCACACUGUUGAAUUUCGACGAGAGGGAAGAAAAGGUUACAUCAUUCUGGACAACCAACCCUACUUCAAAAGCUACCCAGUUACCUGCAAACUGACGUCAUUUGUUUUCGGCGGUCUUGAACCGGUCGACGCUGCCACCGUCCUGCCUCUGUUGCGAACGAGCACACAUUUCGAUGGCUGUAUUCGGAAUUUGAGUCUGAACAUCGACCAUGGUCUCGCUCCCCGGUACUACGCCGUGUCCAUCUGCAGCUAAGAUCUUGUCCAGUCAAAGUGGAACUUAAACGUAGAAGCCACGAUUGUUUGUCACGUUGGCUGUUUUGGCGCCAAUGCAAAAGCAGUCUGAUCUGUUAGAUUUUUGACGUCAUCAGAUUUUACUGACCAACCCGGGCAGGCGAGACCCGACAAGGGAGCGUGGUGAGUUUCCGACCUCUGACAACGCUUACCUGUUACAGCGCCACCCUGUUACAACCCCGUGUGCUUGACCACCUGUGUUCAGCUCGACCUUGACCUUGUGCACACCAUCGGCUACAUCAGCAGCAUUGACCUGGGCCUUCGUUACAACAUCGUCACAAUGGCUAUUCCAUUAUUCAACUUCAACCACUGCCGUCCAUUACAUUAUAAACUUCACCCUUGACCUUGACCUUACAUUACUGAAGGUCGCCUUGACCUUACAUUACUGAAGGUCUUACAUCCAGUCCCAGGCUACAGAGACAUGAUAUGGCUCAUGUCAAGCCUUUCGCAGAGCUCACAUGUCUAAGACGUUUUCAUUUGGGUUGUUUGUUGGGUUAGUUGGUUUUUUUAAAUUUUGGAAGUAGAUCAUGAUGUACUUUUUGUUUUGUCAUUCAACCUUCCGCUUCCACUUCAAUGACACUUGGACGUUAUGGAUGUUAAUUUCUAUUGUUGUAUUAGCUGUUACCGCGGAGUCGGCGUCUUACCAUGUGCCAUCACAUCAAGUAGUUCGCCAAGUCCAAGUAGUUCAUGUCGCAUUUCAAAGUUUGCUGUAGUAACUGUGUCCGUUACAUCUAAUGCGAUAUUGUUGUAGUUAUUCAUUUGAAGCUUGCCACACAUUUCUGUUAAUGCAUUUGACAUUAGUUUCAUUGGCGAAACCAUUUGGGAAAUUUAACGUACAAAGUAAAUAGUAAUGUUCUGCGGAGAUGAAUGCGAGACUCCGGACCGUUGUAAGGUCGUUGCUAUGGUCUACUUUAAAUAUAGACAUACAGCCUGCUUGGCACUGAUUCAGUCAUUAACUUUACAUUUAAGUAUAUAUUACAUAUUGUUAUUUAUUUAUCUGUGAUACAGUGUCGUCGUCAGUGUCUCCGCUGUGCAUGUCAAUACUGCGUACUCUAGUUGUCUGUUCGGUAGCAUAGGUUGUUAGCUUUCCUUGUUAUUUUGUAAAAUAUUUACAAUAUUGCUAAUAAAUUUAUUACAAAUAAUA
Messenger RNA from Haliotis rubra (blacklip abalone), 2277 nucleotides. Its product is annotated as sex hormone-binding globulin-like. The transcript has 5 exons. The record is from RefSeq and is a predicted model, not a curated record. NCBI's taxonomy places the organism in Eukaryota, Metazoa, Mollusca, Gastropoda, Lepetellida, Haliotidae. The coding region runs from base 442 to 1095 and encodes 217 amino acids.